Aspergillus fischeri NRRL 181 is the source of this 1521-nucleotide messenger RNA. Its product is annotated as putative MFS multidrug transporter. The record is from RefSeq and is a predicted model, not a curated record. Gene Ontology annotation, molecular function: transmembrane transporter activity. Gene Ontology annotation, biological process: transmembrane transport. The transcript has 11 exons. The coding region runs from base 1 to 1521 and encodes 506 amino acids. Gene Ontology annotation, cellular component: membrane. Lineage: Eukaryota; Fungi; Ascomycota; Eurotiomycetes; Eurotiales; Aspergillaceae.
AUGCAGCCAAGCGGAACUUUGCCGAAGAUCAAUGCAGGACUCGACCGCAGCCGGUCUAUCGAUGAGACCGGUCCAAUUGGUCACAACUUGUCGGUGACGUUGGAGAGGGAGUAUAUGGUCAGUUUUGACAUGGAUCCCUCCAUGGAUCCUCGAAACAUAGGCUACGGAAGGAAAUGGGUCAUUGUUGUGAUUGUUUCUCUCGGAUCUCUCUGCGUGACUUGCACGUCAUCUAUGUACACAAUGACGUACCGCCAACUGACAGAAGAGUUUGGCUGUUCGUCUUUGAUAGCCACUCUAGGGCUUGCUACUUAUAUUUUCGGACUUGGAAUCGGUCCACUGUUUCUGGCGCCCCUCUCGGAGUUGUACGGUCGACGAAACAUCUACAUUGUAUCAUUUACUCUCUUCCUCAUGUGGCUUGUUCCCUGCGCAGUAGCCCGCAACAUCCAGACUAUGAUCAUAGCGCGGUUCUUUAAUGGCCUGUCCGGGAGCGCGUUUCUGAGUGUCGCCGGCGGCACAGUUGGUGACCUCUUCAACCGGCAGGAGCUCGCGGCGCCGAUGAUGUUCUACACUGCGAGCCCGUUUAUUGGUCCUGAGAUUGGUCCUCUUGUUGGAGGCUUCAUCAAUACAUUCACCACAUGGCGCUGGAUAUUUUACGUCCUCAUAAUAUGGACUGCUUUGAUUCUGGUGCUUAUCUGUGUUUGUGUGCCGGAAACCUACCAACCGCUGCUCUUGAAGCGCAUGGCAGUCAACCUUCGCAACGAAACCGGAGAUAAUCGGUGGAAGGCCCCUACUGAGAAGUCCUACACCUCCGUCCUGCACAUGAUCCGCUCUUCCGUAUACAGACCGAUGCAGCUGUUGGCAUUUGAACCAAUGUGCAUGAAUCUGUGCAUAUUCUCUGCCAUAUUGCUAGGCAUUCUAUAUCUCUUCUUUGGUGCCUUUCAGCUGGUCUUCUCCCAUGUCUAUGGCUUCAAUCUCUGGCAAAUCGGCUGUUCGUUUCUGGGGAUCCUUGUCGGAAUGGUAGCAGCAAUCCUGACGGAUCCCCUGUGGCGCAGGAAUUAUGCCCGUCUCGAACGCAAACAUCAAGAAGCCGUUGGGGAGAAGAACGAAUUCAUGCCAGAAUGGCGACUACCUCCUGCAAUUGGUGGAGCUCCGCUUGUAACAAUUGGACUCUUCAUUUUCGCAUGGACAAUCUAUCCACAUGUCCACUGGGUGGUGCCGAUUAUCGGAAGCGCGAUAUUUGGAGCAGGCACUGUUCUAGUCUACUCUGGUGUAUUUACAUUUCUAGUGGACGCGUAUCCGACAUAUGCUGCGAGCGCUUUGGCUGCCAACAGUUUCGCACGUUCAACGUUUGCAGGUGUCUUUCCCCUGUUUGGCGUGCAAAUGUACGACAGACUCGGCUAUCACUGGGCGACGUCGCUGCUAGCCUUUCUGACGCUCAUAAUGGCGCCCUUCCCAUAUGUAUUCUUCCGCUACGGCAGUCGGAUCCGGAAGAAAAGUCGAUUUGCAACAUCACUCACCUGA